Molecule: messenger RNA, 3138 nt
Organism: Neltuma alba
Lineage: Eukaryota; Viridiplantae; Streptophyta; Magnoliopsida; Fabales; Fabaceae
Product: calcium permeable stress-gated cation channel 1
Exons: 13
Coding region: 331-2661 (776 amino acids)
Cellular component (GO): plasma membrane
Molecular function (GO): calcium-activated cation channel activity
Source: RefSeq, a predicted model, not a curated record
AACCUCUAGUCCCUACACACCCAACCGAAGGCCUAUACAUCGAUCUACUUCACUCACACUGUUGGUGUGCCUCACCUGCCGGAAAUCGAAGAGCCAACGCUGCUUUUGUUCUUUUCUUUCUCUGAAUCCUCUCAUACCCACGACCUUUUCUCAUUUCUUAUUAAUUUCUCUUUCUGGAAAGAGUUGUCUUCAAUUACUUGGUUUCUCAACGAGGAAAAGGCUGACAGUAGCGUGUGUUCUACGUCCAUUUCACUGGAAAGAGGGGAUUAUUUAUGUGCCUGGGAUUUCAUUUCUGCGGCGAAAUUGAAUAAGUACUUUCUAGAAGAAUAAAUGGCUACACUAGCAGAUAUCGGGCUUGCAGCUGCCAUCAAUAUUCUCAGUGCUUUCAUUUUUCUUGUGGCAUUUGCCAUUUUGAGGCUUCAACCCUUCAAUGACAGGGUUUACUUUCCAAAAUGGUAUUUGAAAGGUUUAAGAACGGAUCCUGUACACGGAGGAGCAUUUGUGCGGAAGUUUGUCAAUUUGGACUGGAAAUCAUAUAUUCGGUUUCUGAAUUGGAUGCCAGAAGCACUUAAGAUGCCAGAACCUGAGCUUGUUGAACACGCUGGAUUGGACUCCGCUGUGUACCUGCGGAUUUAUUUAAUAGGGCUUAAAAUCUUUGUUCCUAUAGCAUUUCUAGCAUGGGCUGUGCUAGUUCCUGUCAACUUUACAAGUUCCGGCCUAGAAGGAGCCAAGAUAACCAACGUAACUUCUAGCGACAUUGAUAAACUCUCAAUUUCAAACGUCCAUGAAAGAUCUGACAGGUUGUGGGGGCACAUAAUUGUUGCUUAUGCCUUUACUUUUUGGACAUGUUAUGUUUUGCUCAAGGAAUAUGAGAAAGUGGCCAUUAUGAGAUUGCAAUUUCUUGCAGCAGAAAAACGUCGGCCUGAUCAAUUUACGGUGCUCGUAAGAAAUAUUCCUCCAGACCCAGAUGAAUCUGUCGGUGAGCUUGUUGAACACUUUUUUCUGGUCAAUCAUCCAGAUCACUAUCUUACUAACCAGGUUGUAAUUAAUGCAAACAAACUUGCUAAGCUGGUUAAGAAGAAGAAAAAGUUGCAGAAUUGGCUCGUCUAUUAUCAAAAUAAAUUUGAAAGAACUUCAAAGAGACCUGAAAUGAAGACUGCUUUUCUUGGUCUAUGGGGGAAAAAAGUGGAUGCUAUUGAUCAUCACCAAACUGAAAUUCAGAAGCUGUCAAAAGAAAUAGCUUUAGAGAGGGAAAGGGUUACAACCGAUCCCAAGUGUACUAUGCCUGCUGCUUUUGUUUCCUUCAAAAGCCGAUGGGGUGCUGCUGUCUGUGCCCAGACUCAACAAACCAGGAAUCCAACCCUUUGGUUGACUGAGUGGGCUCCAGAGCCAAGAGAUGCUUAUUGGCCAAACUUGGCAAUUCCAUAUGUUUCUCUCACUGUCAGGAGGUUAAUCAUAGCUGUUGCAUUCUUUUUCCUCACUUUCUUUUUUAUGAUCCCCAUUGCAUUUGUACAAUCGCUGGCAAGUAUCGAGGGAAUCCAGAAAGCAGCACCAUGGCUGAAGCCACUUAUCGAUGUCAAAUUUAUCAAGUCAUUCAUUCAAGGAUUUCUUCCUGGUCUUGCUUUGAAGCUCUUUCUCAUUUUCUUGCCAUCAAUUCUGAUGAUUAUGUCAAAAUUUGAAGGCUUUUCAUCGUUGUCAUCUCUGGAGAGAAGAUCAGCUUCUAGAUACUAUAUUUUCAAUUUCAUCAACGUGUUUCUUGGGAGCAUACUCACAGGAUCAGCAUUUGAGCAGCUGCAGUCUUUUAUUCACCAACCAGCUAAUCAAUAUCCUAUAACAAUUGGCACGGCAAUUCCUUUGAAAGCAACUUUCUUCAUUACUUAUAUAAUGGUUGAUGGAUGGGCCGGCAUAGCUGCAGAGAUUUUGAUGUUGAAACCACUUAUAAUUUAUCACUUGAAGAAUUUCUUCUUGGUUAAGACUGAAAAGGAUAGGGAUGAGGCCAUGGAUGCUGGGAGUAUUGGUUUCAACACGGGAGAACCUCGUAUUCAAUUGUACUUUCUGCUGGGUCUGGUCUAUGCUUCAGUGACACCUGCUGUUCUCCCUUUCAUAAUAGUUUUCUUUGGGCUGGCUUAUGUUGUGUUUCGUCAUCAGAUCAUUAACGUGUAUAAUCAGGAAUAUGAGAGUGGGGCGGCAUUCUGGCCUGACGUUCAUUUUCGUGUUGUGAUAGCACUGAUAUUUUCCCAGAUGGUUUUGUUAGGACUCAUGAGCACCAAAAAAGCUGCUUCAUCAACGCCAUUUCUCAUUGCACUCCCAAUACUUACCAUAUGGUUCCAUAGGUACUGCAAAGGCCGUUUCGAACCUGCCUUUGUUAGAUAUCCCUUGCAGGAAGCAAUGAUGAAGGAUACACUGGAAAAGGCGACUGAUCCUAACCUGAACUUGAAAGGUUACCUUCAGCAUGCCUAUAUUCAUCCAGUUUUGAAGGCCAGCACCGAGAAUGAUAGUUCUGAUGAUGAGGAGAUGCUCAGUGAGAAGUGGGAAACCGAGAGCGCGCUUGUGCCCACGAAGCGCCAGUCCAGGAGGAACACACCAUUGCCAAGCAAAAUGAGUGGGGUCUCCUCUCCACGGUCUCUUCCUGAUGGCGUCCAACAUCAGCCGGAGCCUUAAAUGGAGCAUCAGUUGGUGGAGCAAGGUACCAGCAAUGUGGCUGUAAAUUUGAUGUUCUCAUCAUCAUCAUUGGCCCAGACAGAUUACGAUCUUACUGGGCAGCUGAAGUCCUUAAUCUGUGGGAAAAUUUGGUGAAUUUCGCUCCUGCCUUGAAAGGCUAGUUUUGUGUACUUGCUUGUUGAUGAGAUUUACCACGUCUAGAGGCUUUUAAAGGAGAGAUUCCUAUAUCAGAUUGUAUUGACUAGUGGUAUAUAAUAUAAUAAAGUGAAUGCUGUAAAUUAUCCAAAAACAGAGCAUAUAAGGUUAAAAAAGAGAGCUUGAUUUUAUCUAUCUACCUGACAAGUGUGAGUAGAGUUGAUAUGGGUAUAGAAGUGGGAUGACUCAUAAAUUCACCAUAUUGAAAUUUUGAGUUAAGAUGUAUGUCGAGCUCAUUCAUUUCUUCCCGGAUGACGGCUUACUUGGAUUCUUUUUCCCUUU